GUUUGUAUAGAAAAUGACCUUGAAAAAGUGAGACGAGAACGAAGUAGGACAAAGCAAAAUGAGCUUGAAGCCUGAAACCACCGGCGAAACUGGUAUAAAAUGGCGUUUCACAUGGGAAUCCCAAUCCCACAUCCCAACCCUCCGCCUAUUCCUAUUCGAUUCCUCCACCAACCCCUCCACUCAAUGCCACGACCUCAAGGUCCACCUCAGCCUCUCAGACUCUCUCGUCCUGCUGACCUGGACCGCCGCCGGCGCCGGCGAAGUCUCGCUCAGGGUUCCCAUGCCUAGGGUUUUGCUGGACGACGAGUCGCCGGUCAGCUUCAAAGCCUUGGAUGACCACAUUGAGGUCAAGCUCUCCCUCCUUCUCCCUGUUGAUCACUCUAUUGUGCUCAACUUCGACUCUAUACUCAGUUUGAGUGAGAUGAGGUUGAAUGGAGACGAAGAGAAUGGAGCGAAACCGCUCUCGGUGGACUCCGAUGUAAAGAGUCUAUCUUCUGGGGGAGAAGUUCACUUUUAUUGCAGAAGUUGCUCAUAUAAGUUGACUGCAAGACCCCUUAGAACUUUUGUGGAAAUGCCUUCAGUCAACUGGCGAGAGGUGGCGGAUAACUGGUUUGGGAAUUGCUGCUGUUCGUUUGGAGAAGUUAGUGAGAGGCUGGUUGCUGGAUAUGCAAAUUCUUACACAAGUAAGAUUGGUGUGUGCCUGGUGAGCUCUACAAAUAUUACGCUUUGCAAAGAUGAUCUUGUUGAAUGUGAGUUUCUCGAAUCGGGUGUAUGUGAAAGACAGGAUAAUGAAUCAGAUGCCAGUGGUGAGUGUGGUCCUAAUGAAUCUGAACUUGCUCCUCGAAGUAAUGGCGGAUGUAAUGAGAUACUUAAGUCAGAAAAUAAGGAAAAGUAUAUAGAUGCUGAUUGUAAAAGUGACGCUACUAAGGAACAAAGUAACAGUGAGGGUGUGCCUCAUAGGGGUUCAGAAUCGGAUUGUUCUGUAAGAUUGACAUCAGUAGCAGUAUGCUGUGAUGAUAUGGAAAGUCAUGUGCAAAACUAUGAUGGUGAAGGCUGCAGGCAUCAUUUGUCUGAAUCUUCUACAGAGCAAAAUACAGAGAUUCUGAAAAAUCACAAAUCUUUGCUAAAUGGGUUUCUUGAAAAUAUUUUCAUGGUUAGGUCCUCCAAUCUUUCAGUAGAUGUUGAAUGGGUUGAAUUUUUCUGCCCUCAGUGUUCAUCUCUCCUUGGAGCUUACCCUUGUGAUAAUGGUGGCAGACUUAUUGAUGGUGGUGUUCGAUUGUUUAAAUGCAGUAUUGCAACUAGUCUUCCAGUUGGUGGGACAAGAGACGUUUUCAGGAAGUAUACCUUGGAGAGAAUGUUUGCAAACCAGCUACUCGAAUGUGCAAAAGAUCAGUUAUCAUUUAGGACCGUGGUUAGGGACCUGAAACAAAGAUCUCCAAUGCUGCAAAUUGUUCUCAUAAAUACAAAUUCUUGGUCCAGCACUGGUCAUUGUCUGGCCACACAGGGCAAUACCAAAUCAGUACCAAAGAUAGAUCUGCAUCCUGUCAUCAAGGUGCUAUUUUCCGAGUGCAGCAGCAGCACUGAGUCUCAAUUAAGGAUGUUGGAAGAUUUAAUAACAAAGGAUGUAGCUGAGGAGGUUUUCAUGCUGACACAUCAGAUAGAAGAAUUAAUCAAGUCUCUGUCAGCAAGACGGGAUUUAUUUCCACCUUCAUACUCAUCCCUCGAGGGUUUAUCUUUGUCAUCCAUGCCAAUGUAGGACUGUAGGAGUAUUGUAGACCUCAAUUUGAUUCCAACAUCUUUGGCCAAGAGAUUUGCCAAGAGUGACACAGCUGAUUAUUGGCAGGUAGGGGGAGAAGGAAGCAUAUUAAAGAGGUGAUGAUGUGUAACAAUGGAAGAUGAGGAGACUAGGAGAGUUGAUUUUGUAACUAGCUUUAAAUAGGCCAAUUAAGUUUUGAACUUGUAGUUUGGAGCAAUGUAGCAUGUAAUUUUUGAUGUAGUAGACUUGUUUUUGAAA
Molecule: messenger RNA, 2014 nt
Organism: Rosa chinensis
Lineage: Eukaryota; Viridiplantae; Streptophyta; Magnoliopsida; Rosales; Rosaceae
Exons: 5
Coding region: 59-1756 (565 amino acids)
Biological process (GO): proteasome-mediated ubiquitin-dependent protein catabolic process; protein autoubiquitination; protein polyubiquitination
Cellular component (GO): nucleus; ubiquitin ligase complex; cytosol
Molecular function (GO): cyclin binding; ubiquitin conjugating enzyme binding; ubiquitin protein ligase activity
Source: RefSeq, a predicted model, not a curated record